Molecule: messenger RNA, 2041 nt
Organism: Daktulosphaira vitifoliae (grape phylloxera)
Lineage: Eukaryota; Metazoa; Arthropoda; Insecta; Hemiptera; Phylloxeridae
Exons: 4
Coding region: 128-1141 (337 amino acids)
Source: RefSeq, a predicted model, not a curated record
UAGUUUUAGAUUAACAUUUUUAAUAAAUACCAAGAUUAAUUCUAGUAAAUGUUAUAAUAUAUUAUUAAAAAAAAAUAUUUGUGUGUCUUAAAGUUGAAAUUUAUAGUAGUUUGAAAAACCAGAAACCAUGUUUGCUAUUGUCUUUGCCCUUACUUCGAAAAAUAUGAUUCUAAAGAAUAGCCAGAUCAGGUUUCUAGUUCAGCUAAUAUAUUUCCAUAAUUCAGAAAUAUUUGAAGUCGAUGAAAUUAUAGAAGCCAUCGAUUCUGAUCUCAGAGAAAUUUUGAAAGGUAUUCGAGUAGUAGACGAAAGGUGUUACAUGACUUUUGGAACGGCUCGCUGUAUGGAAAGAGCUCUACACACUACACUAAAUAUAAGAGGUGUACCUGUAUUGUUAAUGGACACCGGUGCGGGUGCCACCAUGUUAUGUCUUUCCGGAGUACCCGAUACUGUGUCUGAUAAAGAAGUCCUAAAAAGUCUAAAAAAAUACGGCACCAUAAUUGGGGGUGUAGAGAGGAAAACCUGUCGAGGGCUGACCGGAAGCGAACGUUAUGUGCGAGUGCGAUUGAUCUUAGGUUCUCCACGGUACUUGUGGUUUGGAUCGAAUAAAGCCAUCGUUAGACAGCUUACUGAACACGAGACGGGAACGAUGAAUAGCAUAGCUCGAAGAAAGUCAUUCAGGUCUCAUAUUAAACUGAACCUGAAAAUGGCAGAUCCAUCAUCGUUAUCCAGUAGUACUCCAAUAACAGACGAAGUAGGCAAAGAAAACGGAACGCCAACGUUUACAACAUUACAAAGUGCGCCGUCCACUCAACAAGCCACAGCUUUCAGGUUUCCAUCAGAUCAGAAAGUUAACUCGGCUGAACCUAGAUCAAUAUCAAGAUCUAGUAUCAAGUCGACGACCGGGGCCUCUAAAAAACUGUCUGUGGGUCAAGAGUCACCGAUUAAAGGACGACGAAGGCCAUCUCUUUUAGGCUUUCGGAGAGAUACGUUGAAGUAUCGGGGAAGCUCAUUGUCCAGAGGUGACGGAGAAGACGCUGAAAGCGAUACAAGCACAAUUUGUCGGAGGAAAUUGAGCAUAACUGGAAGAGAAAAUACGGAAAAAGUACCCUGGUGCGGAUGUUGGGGAAACGGAUGUAUAUAACAACUUUACUGGCCAUAUGUCCUCUUUAUAUCUUCCUUUUACUUCUUCUGAACCUCUAUAAAUAAUAUGUUUUUACUUUCGUGUUGUGUAAAUGUCUUCUUUUUGUUACAGAAAUAUAAAUUGGCAAUGUAUUUUAAAAAUAACAUAAUUAUUUCAACAAAAAAAUGUUCAUUCAUAAUUAUUUAUAUCUCAAUAUUGUUGUCAGAAAGCUACACAAAUUAUUUUCUAUUUUCUAAAUUAGUAAAAAUUUAAGAUAUUAUUAAGGUAUAUAUAUAGAGAUGGGUAUAAUUUUAGUCUUAUACAGUAAGCUACUCCUUUGUUUAAUUUAAUAAUUUUAUGUUUAAAAAGAUAAGAUUGUAGCGUAACUAUAGUGAUACAAAAUUGUUCAUGUUAAAUAUAAUUUAAGAUGCAAUCUGUUUUAUAUUAAAAUCGAAAACUCUGUGCCAAAUAUCUUAUUGGUUCAACCAUUUCCAAAUAUUUGUUAUAAAUGUUUUAUUUAGUAUUAAUGUUGUUCUAAUGUAUGUAAUUAAUAUAUUAAUCAUUUUUUUAGCAAUCAACUUAUUUUUUGCUAGAUUUAUAAACUUGUUAAUAUUAAUAUACAUAAUCGUAUAGUAACAGAUAUCGUUACGAUAAAGUCAUUUUUAGCUUCGAUGCGAAGCUGAGAAGGUAUUUAACUUUAAAAUGCUAUAACUUUUUGAAAAAUAUGUAGAUCAUUAUAAUUUUUUUAAGAUAAGUACUAUUUAUAUUCUUCUUUUAUGCGACAUACUUUUUUUUUAAAUUGAUCCAUUUCCCUUAAUACAGGGGUAGUUCAAAUCUUAAAAAUGCAUAUAGAAAGUAAAACUUUAUCAACUUAAUUUUUGGAAGUGUUCCGAAAAUACUGACACUUUUAUAUAAAUCUUA